This is a messenger RNA of Ochotona princeps (American pika), 727 nucleotides long. Its product is annotated as keratin-associated protein 5-5-like. NCBI's taxonomy places the organism in Eukaryota, Metazoa, Chordata, Mammalia, Lagomorpha, Ochotonidae. The record is from RefSeq and is a predicted model, not a curated record. The transcript has a single exon. Bases 1 to 687 code for a protein of 228 amino acids.
AUGGGUUGCUGUGGGUGCAGUGGGGGCUGUGGCUCCAGCUGUGGGGGCUGCAGUUCCAGCUGUGGGGGCUGUGGCUCGAGCUGCUGUGUGCCCGUGUGCUGCUGCAAGCCCGUGUGCUGCUGCGUGCCCGUCUGCUCCUGUUCCAGCUCGUGUGGGGGUAGCAAGGGCGGCUGUGGCUCGUGUGGGGGCAGCAAGGGCGGCUGUGGCUCGUGUGGGGGCAGCAAGGGCGGCUGUGGCUCUUGUGGGGGCAGCAAGGGCGGCUGUGGCUCGUGUGGGGGCAGCAAGGGCGGCUGUGGCUCGUGCGGAGGCAGCAAGGGCGGCUGUGGCUCGUGUGGGUCCUGCCAGUCAUCUUGCUGCAAGCCCUGUUGUUGUCAGUCGUCCUGCUGCAAGCCCUGUUGUUUUCAGUCGUCUUGCUGCAAGCCCUGUUGUUGUCAGUCGUCCUGCUGCAAGCCCAGUUGUUGUCAGUCGUCUUGCUGCAAGCCCUGUUGUUGUCAGUCGUCUUGCUGCAAGCCCAGUUGUUGUCAGUCGUCUUGCUGCAAGCCCUGUUGUUGUCAGUCAUCUUGCUGCAAGCCCUGUUGCUGUCAGUCGUCUUGCUGCAAGCCCUGUUGUUGUCAGUCGUCUUGCUGCAAGCCCUGUUGCUCACAGUGUGGCUGCUGUGAGCCCAUCUGCUGCCAGUGCAAGAUCUGAGGCUCCAGUCACAGUCUUCAGGGGCGUUACCACCACCCAC